UCGUUGCCUAGCAACGAUAAGUCAUGCUGUACAAAAUGAAAACAAAACGCGUUAUAUUUGUGUCUUAUGAUAAAAUAAAAGCUGUCAAAAUAUAUUGUUUUACAUUAUAAAAAUAUAAUUUAUAAUUAAUUAAAUUUAUCAAACUUUCUGUCCCUUUUUUGCUAUCUUAUUUUAUUUCCAGAUAUUUUUAAAAAAAAUGGAUCCACUUUUUCAAGCUAUAUCAUAUUAUAGAAGGCAUCAUUUUGAGAAAUGUGUUGAUAUCUGUACAAAAGUAUUAGAAGAAAAACCUUAUGAUGAAGCUGCUUGGACUUUAAAAAUGAAAGCCCUCACCCAAGAGGUGUAUGUUGAUGAUUUAGAGACAGAUGAAGAAGGGAUAGCUGAUAUCAUUAUGGAUGAAAAUUCCAUUGCACAGAUGGCACGUCCAGGCACUUCUUUAAAGAACCCCAAUUCUGCGAAAGGAACUAGUCAAGCUUAUAGACCAGUUACACAAUCAGGCCGCCCUCUGUCUGGAGUUGUGCGACCUGGCACACAAUCUGGUAGACCUGGUACGAUGGAACAAGCUAUACGAACACGUACUGCAUUCACUGCUAGGCCUAUAACAAGUUCUUCUGGAAGAUUUGUACGCCUGGGUACAGCAUCUAUGUUAUCUCAACCUGAUGGACCUUUCAUUAACUUUGCCAGGCUAAACAUUUCAAAAUAUGCUGCUUUACCUCAUAUUGCAAAGCAUCUGUUUGAAUAUGCUUAUUAUCAUGAUAAUGAUAUAAGACAGGCCUUAGAUAUAGCUGCCCAAGCAACACAAGCUUGCCGCUUUGAAGAUUGGUGGUGGAAAUUCCAGUUAGGAAAAUGUUAUUACAGAUUUGGAAUGUUUCGUGAUGCAGAGAAGCAGUUUAAGUCUGCAAUCAAACAGCAGGAUAUGAUUGACACAUAUUUGUGGUUGGGAAAGGUAUACAUAGGAUUAGAUCAGCCUUUAGCGGCUUUGGAUGUUUAUAAACAAGGUUUAGAAAAGUUUCCUCAAGAAGUGUUUCUUAUGGUUCAUACUGCACGUAUUUAUGAGGAACUUAAUGAUUUAGACCUUGCUGUAAAAUAUUACAAGGAUGUUUUGAAUUAUGAGGCUAUUGAUGUGGAAGCCAUUGCAUGUAUAGCAGCUCACCAUUUUUACAAUGACCAACCUGAAGUUGCAUUAAGAUAUUACAGGAGGUUGUUGCAGAUGGGGGUUUGCAAUAGUGAACUAUAUAACAAUUUGGCUUUAUGUUGCUUUUAUUCUCAGCAAAAUGACAUGGCCAUUAUGUGUUUUGAAAGAGCCUUAUCCUUAGCUACCGACGAAACCUUACCUGAUGUAUGGUACAAUAUUGCUCAUUUAGCAUUGGGCAUUGGUGACAAAAGUCUUGCUACACAAUGCCUAAGGCUUGCUUUAGUUGCUAAUAAUGAUCAUGCGGAAUCAUAUAAUAACCUAGGUGUUAUUGAAGGUACAAAAGGAAACUUAGAUCAAGCAAAAGCUUUCUUUGUUGCUGCUUCAAAUCUAGCGCAACAUUUAUUUGAACCUCAUUUCAAUCAAGCACUUCUUGCUGAAAAAAUGGGUGACCUUCAAAAUGCAUAUUUUAUGGUGCAGAAGUCAUUGGAAGCAUACCCUGAGCACACAGAUUCCAAAGAUUUGUUUCAAAGAAUAAAAAAUUUAUUUACCACAUUAUAAAAAAAAUUACUAAGCACAUUGAUAAACAAAUGUUUAAAGUUUUUUUUUUUU
This is a messenger RNA of Argiope bruennichi, 1741 nucleotides long. It is a transcript of the gene BBS8, whose product is annotated as tetratricopeptide repeat protein 8-like. The transcript is spliced from 12 exons. The record is from RefSeq and is a predicted model, not a curated record. Gene Ontology annotation, molecular function: protein binding. Bases 197 to 1690 code for a protein of 497 amino acids. Gene Ontology annotation, cellular component: non-motile cilium; BBSome; ciliary basal body. NCBI's taxonomy places the organism in Eukaryota, Metazoa, Arthropoda, Arachnida, Araneae, Araneidae. Gene Ontology annotation, biological process: non-motile cilium assembly.